GAAGAAAGCAUGUCUGCCGCUUCUGGGUCCAGCGAAGCAGACCCCGUAAAAAAGGGGAAAAAACCGCCGUGUUUGAUUGUUCUCGGCAUGGCAGGAUCCGGAAAGACUACAUUUGUACAACGCCUUACUGCAUAUUUAUAUACCAAGAAACGGCCGCCGUAUGUCGUGAAUUUAGACCCUGCCGUUCAUGAUGUGCCAUUUCCUGCAAAUAUAGAUGUGCGCGACACUGUGAAUUACAAAGAAGUGAUGAAGCAGUACGGAUUGGGACCGAAUGGUGGAAUUAUGACAUCGCUAAAUUUAUUCGCUACUAGGUUUGAUCAAGUUAUGAAGUUUAUUGACAAAAGAAGUCAAGAAUACGAAUAUAUAUUAUUUGACACACCAGGACAGAUUGAAGUUUUUACAUGGUCUGCGUCAGGGGCUAUUAUAUCAGAAACACUGGCAUCAGCGUUUCCAACCAUCGUUGUUUAUGUAAUGGACACCCCUAGGUCUGUCAAUCCUGUCACAUUCAUGUCAAAUAUGUUAUAUGCAUGUAGUAUUCUUUACAAAUAUAGACUUCCAUUUGUGAUCGUUUUAAACAAGACAGACAUUGUUGACAGUGAAUUUGCGAUAGAGUGGAUGAGAGACUUUGAAUCAUUUCAAGAAGCAUUGGAGAGUGAAACAUCGUACACAUCAAAUCUGACACGAUCACUAAGUCUAGUCUUAGAUGAAUUCUACCAACAUUUAAAAUGUGUUGGAGUCUCUGCUGUCACAGGAGAUGGCAUCAAAGAAUUUCUUGACAAAAUAGAUGAAGCUGUUGAAGAAUAUGAAACAGAAUACAAACCAGAAUUUGAAAGGCUGAAACGUGAAAAGAUAAAAGCUGAAGAACAGAAACAAAAAGAACAACUAACAAAAUUGAGGAAAGAUAUUGGAAAGGGAAUGGAUGUUAAAAUCCAACAAACUCAUUCACAAGAGCUAUUGACUAAAAUGGCACCGGUGAUAGGUCCUCGGGCAGAUGAUGAUGAUUCUGAUGAAGAGGAGACAGUUACCAUGGAUUCAGAAGAUGAGGAAGAAAGAAAAGAAUAUGAAUCUUUUAAAAGAUUUCUUGCCAAACAAAAAGAUCAGAAACAGACAUCGGAACCAGCCUCAUAGCACUAGAAUGUCAUUGGAUUCACCAUGGUAUCUUUCAGUAUCAUAUGAACCACCCUUGAUCUUUAAAUAUCAUUGGAAUCACCAUAGGGUCUCUGAGUAUCAUUGGAAGGAAUCACCAUGAUGGUAUGUUUCAGUAUUGUCUGGAAACACCAUUGUGUACAACCCAGUAUUUUAACAGAAGUGUACAUAGUGAAUCUUAUAUCAAUAUUAUUAUGUUCUAUAAUGAAAAUGCAGAGUGUUUGGUAAUGUUGGUAUGUUCUUUUGUAAUGGUACAGGAACAAUAUGUACUUUUAUGUGCAGUCUUCAGUAGGAAUCCAUGUGUAACAUAACAGCUAUUACAUGGAUGCCAUACACCCCAAAAUACAUGUUUUCAAAUCAUCUGAUAAUUUGGAUGGUGUUCAGUGAUAAAAAUAUGCAGCAGUAAAUCAAAAAAGGAGUCCUAUUUUGAACACAUAAUGAUGAAUGUGUCCCAUUUUUUUUUUAUUUCAUACUUUAUUGCUCAUUUACCAAUAAUUUUAGAAGACCAUUGAAUAAAUGCCCACUAUUAUUUUUUGUACACCUGUAAAUAAAAUCUUAUACUUAAUAGAUGUA
This is a messenger RNA of Saccoglossus kowalevskii, 1719 nucleotides long. RefSeq names its product GPN-loop GTPase 1-like. Gene Ontology annotation, molecular function: GTPase activity. Lineage: Eukaryota; Metazoa; Hemichordata; Enteropneusta; Harrimaniidae. The record is from RefSeq and is a predicted model, not a curated record.